Aphidius gifuensis is the source of this 647-nucleotide messenger RNA. RefSeq lists its product as uncharacterized. The record is from RefSeq and is a predicted model, not a curated record. Lineage: Eukaryota; Metazoa; Arthropoda; Insecta; Hymenoptera; Braconidae. The coding region runs from base 3 to 647 and encodes 214 amino acids. The transcript has 2 exons.
UGAUGAUUCUGAAAAGUAUAUUUUUACUACUAGCUAUUACAUAUGCAAGUGCAGAUUUUGGAUCCUUUGAUUUCCCAGAGUGUUCAAAACCUAAUCAGCCAGUUUACGGUGGUGAUCCAUGUCAAGUGUGUGUUUGUACUCAUCAGCUACAAGUUAAUUGUACAAUAAGAUCUUCAUGUCUCAAGAGUAACUUUGCUGAUGUUCCAUUAGUAAAAACUUCUGAUAAUGUUCUACCAACAAAAGACGCAAAAGAAACAAAAACUAAAACUGAAAAUGUAACACCUGGUACAACUAAACCACCAUGUGUACUUGGUACAUUCUAUCGUAAAUAUUGUAAUACAUGUAAAUGUUUUGCAAACGGACCAGGAUGUACACAAAAGUUUUGUCAUAAUAAUAUUUAUAAUUUUGAUGGAACAUUGGUUAAAAGUAAAUCUCACAAAGAAGAAUUUGAUAUAUUUACAAACCUUAAUUUAAAUGAAGAUAAAGAUAAUGGAUAUUUUAAUUAUGAUCAUAUUGGUGCUAAUAAUAACAAUCUUAAUAUUGUACCAAUCUCAGGUAAAAAAAUUGGAAAUCCUGUUUUUGGUUCCACAAAAACAACAGAUCGUUUAAAUUUACCACCAACAAUGCAAGCCGUAGAGGACUUUUAA